Messenger RNA from Rhipicephalus microplus (southern cattle tick), 893 nucleotides. RefSeq lists its product as uncharacterized. NCBI's taxonomy places the organism in Eukaryota, Metazoa, Arthropoda, Arachnida, Ixodida, Ixodidae. The record is from RefSeq and is a predicted model, not a curated record.
GUUGUUCUAGUACACUCUAGUUGUACCGACGCUCUCCGCUUGCUAGCGCUGACUGCGAAAAGAAGGUUCCGAGUUUGAACGCGGCUGUAUCGGUUUUCCGGCUUCCUGUGCUUCGUUUGAAUUAAAUAGUUUACUAGCUUAAGUGGUCGAUCGUGGAGCUUGCGUCAAGCGCAUUGUCAAGAUGAGCGAGAGCAUCCUUAGUCUCCUGCAACAAGCUGAAACGGAGCGUGCGGCCGUGGAGCAGCAAUUGCGGGCACCACAGAGAAAUGCAAAUCAACUGAGGGAAUGUAUCAUUAAUGCUCAGAAGGAACUCGCUGAAUUGAAAACUCGGCGAGAGCGUGCUUUAGAAAAACUUAGCACGUGCGAAGCCGCUGCGAAGAGUUUAGAGGCUAGUUGCGAUCAGUUCGCAAAAGCGCAGGAGGGGAUGGCCGCAAGAAUUUCAGACUUAUCAAUGAAAAUUUAUCAGGAAAAAUGUUCGAGGCUACAGAAAUACACCAGCGCUGAGGAGUACCUGAGUGGACUUCGUGCAGCUUUGCGAAAAGUUGAAUGGAGUCCAGAGGCGCUUGAAAGGUUGGCAGCAGCACAUCGUACGCGAAUCCCGCAAUUAGAGCAGCAGUUGGCAGAGCUAGAUGCAAGUUUGCAAAGCAAGAAGGCCAAGCUGGAGCAGGCGCAGAGCACCCAGAGUAGCAUGGCAGAAGAUGGCACAUUCGUAGCUGAGGAACAGCAAGCAAUGCUAAAAAUUUUCAAAGAUGAUGUCAGCAAAAUUGAGUCGACGCUGAAGCAUCUGGAAUCGCGAAAGGAGCAUUUGCAAGCAGAGGUCGACCGACUUGUGCACCUCGACAGUUAGCUCUCUGGAAAUGAUGAUACCCAAGCAGAAAGCCAAAGAACUACUG